CCCUAAAAAUGGAUGUCUCAAUGCCGAAUGAAAUUACUUUAUUUCAACAUAGUCUAAUAUGCUUCAUUUAUUUGCCAGUCUCUAAACUGUUUAGUAUUGAUGUGUUAAUGUAUUAAAAACACCGGCUUACUACUCGUAAUUGUGAAGAUGUGUCCACUGCUAUUUGUGACUGUCUCCGUCAUCAUUUUGUAUCCUGUCGAUUCCAUUUGGCCUUCAAUAAUUCCUCCUCCACCAAAAUUAGAUUAUCACGAAUGGUGGGGUCCAGAAGAAAACACCACACAAGACACCAGCAUUAGACCCUUUAGAGUCCACUUUAACGAAUCAAUGAUAAAAGAUCUCAGGACUCGACUGACACACCACCGCCCCUUCACUCCACCUCUAGAAGGCAUCGGCUUUCAAUAUGGAUUCAAUACUGAUACCCUGGAAUCUUGGGUACAGUACUGGGCACAGGACUAUCCGUUUGCCGAGCGUGAGAACUACAUCAAUAAGUAUCCACAAUUCAAGACAAAUAUCCAGGGAUUAGAUAUACACUUUGUUUGGGUCAAGCCUGAGGUAUGUGGUAAUAAGAAAGUGGUACCACUGCUGCUUCUGCAUGGGUGGCCGUCGUCCAUACUUGAAUUUUAUCGAGCGGUGCCUUUCCUCACAACCCUGAGUGAUGGGAGAGACUUCGUGCUGGAACUGAUUAUUCCCAGUUUACCAGGUUUCGGGUACUCUGACUCAGCAGUUCGUCCAGGACUUGGACCAGUUGAAAUAGGAGUUGUACUGAGGAACUUCAUGCACAGACUUGGGCAUCAACAGUUUUACAUCCAAGGUGGAGAUGCCGGUAGCAUAAUUGGUAGCAUUAUGGCUACAAUAUUUCCGAAGGAAGUGCUAGGAUAUCACACUAACUUUGGUAUAGUCCUAGACCCAAAAGCUCUUAUACUUAUAGCCGGUAUGGCAGUGAAUCCUUAUCUCUUUAUGGACCCGAAACUUGUUCAUCGUUUGUAUCCUCUGACAAAGACUAUUGAGUUUUUAUUAGAAGAAUCUGGAUACUUCCUUAUUCAAGCUACGAAACCAGAUACCGUAGGUGUGGGUCUCACUGAUUCUCCUUCUGGUCUUCUAGCGUAUAUCCUAGAAAAGUAUUCUACGUCAACUAAUAAGGAAUAUAGACAGUUAAAAGACGGGGGACUUACAAGAAAAUAUACUAGGGAUGAGCUUAUCGAUAUACUCAUGAUAUACUGGACAAGCAAUUGCAUAACUACAUCGAUGAGAUUGUAUGCGGAGACAACGUCCAAAAAAGAGUUGGCAUUCAGAACUUACGAAACACCAACCACUGUGCCCACUUGGGUGAUUCAAGCGGAACACGAGCUUAUUUACGAGCCUCCGAACGCUUUACGAGUGAAAUACCAUAAUUUGGUAAAUGUGACAGCGAUCCCCUAUGGCGGUCACUUCCUCGCCUUAGAACUGCCGCAAGUUUUCUCUGAGGACGUUUUGGAUGCUAUAAAGACGUUUAGAGGUUCGCGGACAGCUAAGAUUAAGCUGUGAUCUCUCUGCGUAUUAUGUUUAAAAAUCUCUUAAAUUGUUUGUCUUAUAUCUUCCCAGUGUUCUUAUAUUUUAACCGUUGCUUUUAAUUUUUACUUUUGAACAUAUCUAUUAUUUUUGCUUUAUUUUAAUACAUUGACAUUGUCGACGAUCAAAUAAGUUUUUUUUUUUUAAAUUCCACCUAAUUUGUAUUUAGUAUUUAUAAUCUAUUUUGAUAUUUUAUAUAAAAAACCUCUUGUCAUAAUUAAUCAUAAUUAAAAAUAUUAUUUACUAUUUAUUUAAAAUGUCGCAGCGCACCUCAUCGAGGUUACUGACGACCCAAGAGCUGGUAGCUACUUUGCGCGAAAGAUAAGUUUGGUGUAAUGCUACCAGUGUCUUAAGUACGCUGCCUCAAUAUGGUGGC
Molecule: messenger RNA, 1924 nt
Organism: Galleria mellonella (greater wax moth)
Lineage: Eukaryota; Metazoa; Arthropoda; Insecta; Lepidoptera; Pyralidae
Product: juvenile hormone epoxide hydrolase-like
Exons: 8
Coding region: 148-1524 (458 amino acids)
Biological process (GO): epoxide metabolic process
Molecular function (GO): epoxide hydrolase activity
Source: RefSeq, a predicted model, not a curated record